AUGAAAUUCCUUAAAAAAAUUUCAAUCCUUCCGUAUUCACAAUUUUAUCAUUAUCGUCGUCAAUUAUUGCACCAACAUUAUAAAUUAUUGAUAUCCAAGAGUGCAAAUGAUAUUUCCAAGAAAGCUUUUCAUACUACAAAUAGUUUCCGGGCACAAUUUCCAUUUUUAUUUUUAAAUUCUGGUCCAUACGCAACCGAACAUUCCACACCACCACCUGAUGCUCUAAGAACAAUAUAUCAACAAACAUUGAAUCAUUCAAGAAAAAAUUAUGCUAUUAGCGAACUUCAAGGUUCAUUCUUGACAUUUUUAACUUCUAUAAUUAAACCAAAAGGCAUUCUUGAACUUGGAUGUUUUCUCGGUUAUUCCAGUUUGUGUUUUGCUGAAGGAUUACGAAAAAGUGGAAUUGCAAGUAAUAAUAAAAGUACAAUAGUAACUUGUGAACUUGAUCCUGAUUAUGCGAAAAAAGCCAAAGAAAAUAUCGAGUAUUGUGGAUUCAGUGAUCUGAUUGAAGUAAAAGUUGGAAAUGCUAUUGACACUGGUUAUGUUGAAAAAGUGCCUCAUUUAUCCAUCACCACACCAACUACACAAAUUAUACCACCAUCAAAGAUGGGAGUAGCUAAACAUAUACAUGAAUUUAAUGAAUAUGUGAAAAAUGAUCCAAGGGUUGAUCAAUUGCUAUUACCAAUUUUUGAUGGAUUAACAUUUAUUUGGAAAAAGAAGAAUCACAAUUAA
Entrophospora sp. SA101 is the source of this 732-nucleotide messenger RNA. The record is from the annotation of a GenBank genome assembly. NCBI's taxonomy places the organism in Eukaryota, Fungi, Glomeromycota, Glomeromycetes, Entrophosporales, Entrophosporaceae.